Mastomys coucha (southern multimammate mouse) is the source of this 546-nucleotide messenger RNA. RefSeq names its product ubiquitin-conjugating enzyme E2 D3-like. The coding region runs from base 32 to 499 and encodes 155 amino acids. The record is from RefSeq and is a predicted model, not a curated record. The transcript has a single exon. Gene Ontology annotation, molecular function: ubiquitin conjugating enzyme activity. NCBI's taxonomy places the organism in Eukaryota, Metazoa, Chordata, Mammalia, Rodentia, Muridae. Gene Ontology annotation, biological process: protein polyubiquitination; ubiquitin-dependent protein catabolic process. Gene Ontology annotation, cellular component: nucleus.
AGUCAUCUACCAGCUGCCAUACUCAGUGAAGAUGGUUGAUCCUAGUUUGGAAAAUAUGGCUCUGAAAAGACUCCAGAAUGAGUCUCUUGCCUUCUGUCAAGAUCCUCCAGCUCAGUGUUCUGCAGGGCCAGUGGCAGAAAAUAUGUUUCAUUGGCAAACGGCCAUAAUGGGGCCCGAAGACAGCCCCUACCAGGGAGGAGUUUUUUUCCUGUCCAUCCACUUUCCGACCAAUUACCCCUUUAAGCCACCCAAAGUUUCGUUUAUAACCCGAAUUUUCCAUCCAAACAUUAACAAACAUGGAAGCAUCUGUCUAGAUAUCUUGAAUUCUGCAUGGUCACCUGCACUUACGAUUUCCAAAGUUUUACUUUCCAUCUGCUCUCUAUUAUGCGAUCCAAACCCAGAUGACCCUCUGGUUCCUGAAAUUACAAAGAUAUACCACGAGGAUUUAAACAGGUUUAUUAGAUUGGCUCGAGCGUGGAGCAAGAGAUAUGCAAUGUAAUUUUAACAUAUAACCAUUAUAAUAAUAAAAACCGGUGAUUCACUUUA